Molecule: messenger RNA, 762 nt
Organism: Cannabis sativa
Lineage: Eukaryota; Viridiplantae; Streptophyta; Magnoliopsida; Rosales; Cannabaceae
Exons: 2
Coding region: 1-762 (253 amino acids)
Molecular function (GO): zinc ion binding; nucleic acid binding
Source: RefSeq, a predicted model, not a curated record
AUGGUCAUGUCUUGGAUCCUUCAAUCUGUUUCUCCCGACAUUGCCAAGAGUAUUAUGUUUCAAGAUAAGGCAGUCGACAUGUGGAAUGAACUCCAUGACCGUUUCAAUCAUGGUGAUGGCACUAGGAUCUUUGAGCUCCAAACAUCUAUUUCCAAUCUUAAACAGGGGGAUUCCAAUGUCACAUCCUAUUUCACUCGUCUCAAAUCCAUUUGGGAUGAACUCCGCGAGUUCCAAUCUUUUUCUCCCUGUGUUUGUGGAUGCACCUGUGGUGCUAUGAAAAAAUUGCAAGACUGCUAUAACAGGGAUCAAACCAUUCAAUUUCUCAUGGGCCUCAAUGAAUCCUAUGCCCAAGUUCGAGCUCAAAUUCUUCUCCACAACCCCAUUCCCCCUCUGUCCACUGUCUUCUCAAUGAUAGUUCAAGAAGAGCGUCAGCGCAGUCUUGGCACUAAUCCCAUCAUUGCAGCCACUUCCUCUUCUCGACCCCCUACUCCUAAAGCAAAGAAACCAAGACCAAUGUGUUCUCACUGCAAGAAACCAGGUCAUUGGGUUGAUAAAUGCUAUUUUAUCCAUGGAUUUCCUCCAGGAUAUGGAGACAAAAAACGGUCCGAAGAACCAUCCAAGGUUGCCAUAAACCAGAACACUUCAUCCUCGAUUGGCUCGGCUCCUCCAAUGACUCAUGAUCAGGUUCAAGAACUCAUCACAUUGCUGAGCCAAUCACUCAAGCAAUCAAUUGAGACGCCUCCUUUGCAAAACUCUUACUAA